Molecule: messenger RNA, 1909 nt
Organism: Hippocampus zosterae (dwarf seahorse)
Lineage: Eukaryota; Metazoa; Chordata; Actinopteri; Syngnathiformes; Syngnathidae
Gene: ginm1
Product: glycoprotein integral membrane 1
Exons: 8
Coding region: 73-1107 (344 amino acids)
Source: RefSeq, a predicted model, not a curated record
UUCCUACUUCCUUGUCAACAGUGCGAUAGUACUGUUCUGCUAAAAAAAAAAAUAAGAUUGACCGGAAUUAGAAUGGCAUGGCCGACUCUUAUAGUAAUAUUUCUAUUUUUUGUCAAUACAAAGCAUACCGAGUCAACACUGAAUACGGAAAAUAUCCUGAUCAAUGUGACAGCAGGGGUGCUGGCAGAAGCACACGAGUCUAACAACUUGCAGAUUACUUUAAACCUAUCGGUGAGCAUGGAGGAGGUAUUGGUAAAUGAUGUUCCUGUUCAGUUGUCGGGGGUGACCAGAUUCAACUGUCAAGCAGUGCUCUUGGAUAGCAUCAAUGGAAGCAGAGAGUAUGAAGGCGGGGACCUGGUGUCAACCGUUACCCGGGUUAUGGUGACUCAGAAGCGACUCUCGAGUGACUUGGAAGAAUUGGUGUGCCUGCAGGUGUUUAGUGAAGUCAUUGAGUUGGAGGGCAAACAGGUUCAGCAGCCUGAUGUGUGUGAGGUGAAAAUAGUGAUGAGCCCAGAUUUCCAGAAGCUGGCUCAAUUUACCAACAUUUACCCCAUCGGACACAGUGAGAUCUUCAAAGUUUCCAGAGACCGUGACGUGGUCAUCACAAAUCCAACAAAUCCUAUCAAAGAGGAGCAAAUGAUGCUACAGACGACCAGUCAGUACCCACUAAAACACUCGGAGACGACACAAGAAGAGAUUGCAGCUCCAGGAAAACUACCAGAGACGCCGCUUCGCAUGGACCCCGACCUCUUGAAUGAUAUCAAAUCUGAAAAAGCCGAAGAUGGAGACCUGGGCCGGCAAGACGGGAUUGCAACCGACAGUUCACCAAAACAAUUCCUCUCGUACUCGGCCAUGUGUCGUUGGCUGGAAGAAAUGAGAGCGCGUCUGAGACACUUGUGCGCCGAAUCACUGCCUCUCUUCUUCCUGGUUAUGUGGGUUGUCGUCAUCGGUGUUGCUGGAUCAGCCGUCAUUGUCAAGAUAUUGGACUGCUUCUUCCCAACUCGUGAACAAAAGCGGAUUUGUCAUCUAAACACAUCGAGUCCGAGGCCGGACGAAGAGAAGCACAUUCUCCUGGAGAACACGGAAUUAGAAGAAGAGGACGAGUGAGGCGUGAAAUGAGGCCUGUCCUGUCAGUUCUUCAUUUUCUUUUGUGUCGUGUGCAAUUUGGAGAAGCAAAGCAUGCCGACCGCACGUCCAUUCGUCCUAUUCAGCCGAGUGGCGAAAUCCAUUGCCAAAAUGGAUAUGUCACCCAUCCAUCCAUUCAUUAUUUUAUGUCCGAGAAAAAUCUGCUUUUAAUUUGGCGCAAUUUAGGAUCUUUGAAAUGACGAUUAUUUUCCAAUUUCCAACGAAGAGCAUGCACUUUCAUAUUCUUAUAUAUUGGAGCGGAUGAAAACAUCCCAACGAUUUCUGCCGGACUGCACCGUGGUCACCGCAACCAUGAAUCUGUCGUUGUUUGUAAAGGCUGAAUUGAUCCGGCAUCGGUUUAGAUCUCAUCCGUGUACUUUAUGUGAGCGUCGGUGAGUGGAUAAAGUGGUGAAUGAAAAGACCAUUGUGUUGAUUUAGGUUAGUAGUCAUAUGAAUUGACACAUUUGUUGCGUAGAUAAGCGGGUCAAAUAAGUGCCACAAAAUGUGUGUUUUUCUUUCUCCUUAAGGCCCGACUUGUGAAUUCCUGACACACUCGGCUUUGUGAUCGAUUUCAUGUCCUUUCACAGUCCCACAUGGUGGAAUGUAGUGCUGGAUGACUUGCUUUUUGUCCGUGUGUGUGUGUGAAAUGCACGUUUUCCAACUGCACCUCGAUCGGUGCGUCUCAAAACAUUUCUGUCGACAUCGGGUAUGGUCCAACUCAGCUUGAUCGAUACUAAACUGUACUGGACGAGCCCCGAAUAAAUUUUCUGAAGAAAAAUGUGAA